UUUGUUGCGAGAAGAACGAAAACAAAGAUUUCUCUUAUGGACAUACAUACAUGCAUGUGUGUGUGUAUCUUUGUAUUCAUUUCUAACCUAUAAUGAGAAAUUUUGUUUUGGAAGAAACUCCACGUAAGGAGAGAGACGGAAAUGAUGACGAGGACAAGUGUUUUGUACUCGGUACUCAGAAUAAUUGCUCUCGCAAGAUUGUAGAUUUGCGACAAUUGUUAAACGAUAAAUUCAACAAAAAUGAAAUAUUCUGUAGCUUUGAGAUUGUUUCCCAGAGGAAGCCCGCUAUAUUUUAUCAAAGACUACUCGCAGACAUGGAUAAAUAUUUACCGCUUUUUUACUCAUUAACGUGGCAUGACAAAGCAGUUUCGAACGACGAUUAUUUGCCUUUAAAUGUGGCAAAAAGCUUAUCAUCGAACACGCUCUUGCAUCUAACCGCCAAGGGCUUCAAACGCAACCAAAUUAUUCAAAUCUUAAGGAAGGCCCUCGAUCUUGGUAUUAUUAAUAUAUUUGCACUGCGGGGAGAUUCGUUAUCCAAAGACGGUGACUUCAAUUACGCCGCAGAUUUAGUUGCAUUCAUCAGAGAUCAAUUUGGCGACACGUUUUGCAUAUUUGUCGCGGGAUAUCCACAAACGCACCCAAACUCGCCUUCGAAGGAACGCGAUUUGUAUUAUUUAAAACUAAAAGUAGAGACGGGAGCGGAUUUUAUCAUCACGCAAAUAUGUUUCGAGUCUCAAAUUUUUGUGGAUUUCGUGAGAGAUUGCCGGAGAAUUGGAAUUGAAAUUCCAAUCGUUGCUGGAAUUUUCACGCCACCGAGUUACGAUUGCUUAGAGAAAAUGACGUACGUUUGCAAGCUCGACGUUCCGAUCGAAAUAAAAGCUAAUGUGGCGCAAAUAAAGAACGACGAUGAGGCGGUGAGAAAAUAUGCAACCGAUUUAACGGUGCGAUUCAUUACGGAUGUUAUCAGAAGCAAAACUACGUGUGGUUUUCAUCUGAUUGCGCUGAACAGAUUAUCACAAGUGGCGGAUGUAUGCAAACAUAUAGAAUUUCUCAAAAUGGGAUCCAAGGACGCUUAAUUUUUGCUGUGAUGUAUUAUUGUUACAAUAUUACAUAUACAUGUUAUAUUAUAUAUUGCAAUAAAAAUUU
Messenger RNA from Pseudomyrmex gracilis, 1146 nucleotides. RefSeq names its product methylenetetrahydrofolate reductase. Gene Ontology annotation, cellular component: cytosol. The record is from RefSeq and is a predicted model, not a curated record. Gene Ontology annotation, biological process: tetrahydrofolate interconversion. The coding region runs from base 93 to 1076 and encodes 327 amino acids. The transcript has 5 exons. Gene Ontology annotation, molecular function: FAD binding; methylenetetrahydrofolate reductase [NAD(P)H] activity. NCBI's taxonomy places the organism in Eukaryota, Metazoa, Arthropoda, Insecta, Hymenoptera, Formicidae.